AUGUCUGUGAAGGCCCUCACAGGCAAGGCAUCAGGACUCCCCACUGUGAAAACACAGCUCCCACGAAGGCAUCCCCUGCUCCUUCUCCACCAGCACCCACCCUCUGACUGCGUCAGGAGAUCUAACUGGCUUUUCUGGUUACAGAUUCACCAGGUCAAGGGAGGGGAGAACAGUGUGUGUCAUCGUGAUGGGACGGUAACGCUGAUUCAUCUUGGCUGGGGACCCCAAACGUCUCCCCUCCUCCGACCCCGGCGCCGUCACCCAGGCUCCACGGGUCCGCGGGACAGAGCCUCGCAGAGCUCCUGGGAGCGUCGUGCCCUCAAAGCCAAGCGAUUAAGUUGGUUCCUCAAAUUGUUCCCGACAGGAGGGGCAGGAAAUAACACCGCGCUCCGGUGGCGGCCGCAGCAGGAAGGGGAGAAGCGCGGGCCGUCUCCCGGCAGUGCUGGCGGCCUCUCAUCGAUCUCGGGGGCUCCAGUGCCCGCGGCCCCCGACCCGCCCAGGUGGAAGGAAACAGGUCAGUGGCGGCUGCGGGCCCGGGCCAGGCGGGGCCUGACGGAGGCAAAGGCCGGGAGCCGGAGCCGAAGGCGGCCAGGAGGACCCCUGCGCCCUCUCCUCCGCGCCGCCCGCCGGGCUACCAGCCCAGCCACCCUGUGCGCGACGCGGCGACUUCUUGGCCUCUGGGAGUCGGGAAACAGGGCCCCAGCGCAGCCCAGGAGUCCGCGCACGGAGGCGCUAGGGGCGUCCCGCACUCGAAGGACACGCGCGCCUGGACGCCCCCCGGCGGGCGCCCCCCACGUACCCCCUGCCCCGCGCCGGCCGCGCUCCCCUCCCCCGCGCCGGUGUUCCAGGGGCGCAGGGCCGCGCGUCCAGCCCCAGACGCGCCGGGGGUCCCUGGGGACGCGCCAGCCUGGCCGUGGCGCGACGAUGGAGGAGCCGCAGCGCCCCCGCUCGCACACCGUCACCACCACCGCCAGCUCCUUCGCGGAGAACUUCUCCACCAGCAGCAGCAGCUUCGCCUACGACCGGGAGUUCCUCCGCACCCUACCGGGCCUCCUCAUCGUGGCCGAGAUCGUGAGUGCCGGCGGGCUGGGGGUGGCGGGGGCUCAGCCGGACCCCGGCGCGUGCUUCCGCCGUGUUUCUCGGAAUGGAGUCUGCUCAGAUCCUCCCGCGGGCUUCAGGGAACCGUUUUUGCUCAGCCUCGCCUUCUUCCCAAAGUGCAAAACUCAGACUCCCCUCUCCAAACGAGGUCCAAGAAACUCGGGCUCUGCUGGGAAGAAAGGGUGGUGAUCCUCAGGAUGUCUUGCUGGGGGAGAAAUUCAGCUUGUUGCGCCCUCUCGGUGGCGGCGGCAGAUUCUGGGAGCAGGAUGCUUGGCUUAGUGGCUGUUGAGUUUGUGCUGAGCGUCAGGGACACCUGGUGCCUCUCUCACCUGAUCUCCACGUGGAUGGCCUCCUCCCUCAAAAUAAAGGUUUCCUAAGAUCAGGGGAAGAGGAACGGGCUUCUUUUUCUGAUUAUUUCCUUGGUAGUCACGUUGGGGUGAGUCAGGAAAAUUUUGCUGAAUAAAAUCUGAGCGCCGCCACCUAUUUCGGGACCAAAGAGGUUUUCUGCCUAGUGCUGUGCACAUCCUGGUUUAGGCUCAG
This is a messenger RNA of Saimiri boliviensis boliviensis (Bolivian squirrel monkey), 1638 nucleotides long. NCBI's taxonomy places the organism in Eukaryota, Metazoa, Chordata, Mammalia, Primates, Cebidae. The record is from RefSeq and is a predicted model, not a curated record.